Ilex paraguariensis (yerba mate) is the source of this 402-nucleotide messenger RNA. Lineage: Eukaryota; Viridiplantae; Streptophyta; Magnoliopsida; Aquifoliales; Aquifoliaceae. The record is from the annotation of a GenBank genome assembly.
AUGGACACCAACCCAGCAUCCUACACUCCCCUACCAGAGCAAAAUGAAUCCACCGGUUUUCCGGCGGAUUACCGGCGACCCUCGAAGGGUCUCGUCGGUAUCUUCCUCUGCGCACUCUUUAUUUCUUCUUUGGUAGUUCUGAUCAUUAACCAAGGAUCAGAACCCCAAUCAGAAGUCAAUGCCCAUCAGCAGAAGUCUGCGCCUUCAACAUCGGUUUCACCGGGAACUUUGAAACCACCGUCGAGAGGGGAAUCUAAGAGUGUAUCAGAGGAGACUUUCCGGGAGAUCAGCGGCGAAACUGAGGACUAUCCUUGGACCAAUUCUAUGUUGUCUUGGCAAAGAACAUCUUACCAUUUUCAACCUGAAAAGAACUGGAUGAAUGGUAACAGCCAACAGGCAUAG